Messenger RNA from Scatophagus argus, 1622 nucleotides. RefSeq names its product microfibril-associated glycoprotein 4-like. Gene Ontology annotation, biological process: elastic fiber assembly. Bases 138 to 857 code for a protein of 239 amino acids. The transcript is spliced from 6 exons. NCBI's taxonomy places the organism in Eukaryota, Metazoa, Chordata, Actinopteri, Scatophagidae. The record is from RefSeq and is a predicted model, not a curated record.
CGCAAAGGAAAACACGGGGAAAACACUGGCUGUUGCAACAGGAAGAAGAGCACUGAUUUAAAAGGAUUUGCUUGCAUCAGAAACACACGCUUCACUUACUGGAACUUUCAGCUUCUUUGCAAACCACUGAGGAAAGUAUGAUGCUCAGAGUUGUGCUAGCAGUGCUGCUGCCAGUGGCAGCUUAUCAAUCCCCUCUGCCCACAGACUGCAGUGACAUCUACAGAUCUGGAUCGGGCCUGGACGGAGUGUACACCAUCUACCCAGCAGGCCCCACUUCUCCUGUGCAGGUUUACUGUGACAUGAGCAAGGACAACAUCGACGAAUCUCCAGAAAAAUGGACGGUCAUUCAGAGGAGACAAGAUGGCACAGUGAACUUCUUCAUGAAGUGGGAGCACUACAAAAAUGGAUUUGGCAGCGCUGCUGGAGAGUACUGGCUGGGCCUGGAGACAAUGCACCUGCUGACAACGGCCAAGAGAUACGAGCUGAGGGUUGACAUGGAAGACUUUGAGGGCCAGAAGGUCUUUGCCUUGUAUUCUUCCUUCUCUGUUGGUCCAGAGGUGGAGGGAUACGUACUAAACCUGGGGACUUUCAUCAAGGGAGCAGCAGGAGACUCUUUACAUCUUCACAAUGGACAGAAAUUCACCACCACUGACAAAGAUCAAGACACUCAUGGUUCAAAUUGUGCCAGGCUGGCCUACGGAGGAUUCUGGUACGCGGCGUGCUUUGCGGCGAACCCCAACGGGAUCUACACCUGGGGAGCCUCACCUCGUGCAGCUGGUGUGCAAUGGAGCACUUUUAAAGGACUCGAAUACUCCCUGAAAACCAUGAUAAUGAAGAUCAGGCCGAUUGCUGAAUAAAGUGGAGCUGGAUCGACUUCAGUCUGAAUGGUAGAAAUCAUAAAUAAAGUUUCAUUAAUAUUUAUUUCACAUGGAAACAUAUCAUCUAACGCCUCCCUCAGUCUGCAGACUCAGAUUCUAAACUUUUCUUGACCAAAUCAACAAUUAAUUUAUCCUACUGGAGAGUAUUGUCUGAUAUACCUUAUCUCUCUGUGUACUGAAGUAUUCCUUCACUUAAAAGAACACGAGCACCUUAUUUUAUGUCCACUCAGUUCCUACUGUCAUAAAUACCCACUAGAAGGUCAAAUGUGUUAACCCGCAGAUGAAAAUAGUCCCAAACACAUGCACUGUUUACUCCCAGAAACAAAAAAAUCCAUGAUGUGGUCUUCAAUCUCAUCAAAGUACAAAAUCGUGAUCUUCUGCUAGCACAAAGAUACCGCAUACGGACUUUGUAGAGGGCAGGUUAUUUGUGGAUGGAGUAUCAGGUUGAGUACUUCACCUACAAAACAAGCAUUCGCUGGCUCCUCUGCAGCCAAAACCUCCUCCACAGUUUCAGGUGUGCACACCCAACGUCUAGAGAUUCACAGGACGCCCAGUCUCAAUGUUCAACAAAUUAAUAUGACACGAAAACCGUGCAAACCCAAGCUGAAAUCUUCACAUCACUGGUCUGACUUAAUCAUCAAUUUCCAGUGAUAUACAAACAAGACAAGCAGCAAGUCAUAACUUAAAUGAGUACGUUUUGGUACUUUUUCUUGAUAAAUGAAAUAAAAGAGAUUUUCAAGACUG